AUGCGCCUUGCACUCUCGACGGGCUUCCUUGCGGCCGCACUGCCGGCGAUCCUGGCCUGGAACAUGGCGCCCGUGCGCUCGAUCCAGGCCCGCGCCCAGGGCGACACGCCGGUGUGGGAUGCGACCAACAAGGCGUACGUCUCAGCGUACGGCAAGACGUUCGAGGACCAGUUCGCGGCCGUCAUGGACUCGGUCAACCUCGCGAGCGUUGAAGGCGUCCUCAAGUACGUCCAGUCCGAGUGCAUCAACGCGCCCAACCUCCAGCUCUGCCAGCGCAAGAACCAGGUCAAGAACAUCGUCUUCUAUGACAUCACCAUGGUGCAGCCGAACGCGUCGCUCGCGCAGUUUGCCACCAACACGGACGUGUACCCCGAGUAUGGCCCGUUCGUGGCCAUGGACAGCGGUGCGUGCACGCCCGCGGGCACGAGCCUCCCGCUGCCGUGCCUCCAGUACAAUGGCCUCAACGGCACGGUCAACCUCGGCCCGUUCGUCGGCGGCGUGCCCCAGAGCCUCGACGGUCGCGCCUUGUACCCUGGUACGAUCUGGUUUUCGUACCCCAACAGCUGCGUGCAGUCCAAGUGGAGCGGCAAGUCGCCGGCGUGCCGCGAGCUCUUCAAGGGCGGUCUCUGCCCGUUCGGUGUCAAGCCCGACGGCGUCACGUGCACGUUCUCGUAUUCGAUCCUGGGGUACCUCGCGCUCGAUGACCUCGUGGGCAUCACGAGCAUGACCAACCCAGCGACGAGCGCACCGUUCGCCAACUACAGCCAGUUCUGCAACGCCAAGCUCACGGAGUUCAGCGCGACGCUGCUGCCCAACAACUCGUGGGCCGACGUCACGUCCGACUUGACGUUCUGGAACAACCCGAACGACCCGGCGGCCAACCAAGCCCGUGCGGCCGCGGUCGUCUCGACGUACGCCAAGAAGAUGACGUCGAGCAUGGGCGCGAUCCCGACGAUCGAGGCGCUCACGGCCGCCAACCCGCCGUGCUACAAGAACUCCAAGAUCUGCUACGACGCGCCGUUUGGCUGCCGCCGCACCUUGUACGCGCAGGUGUGCGAAGUGUGCACGGAAGCGUCGCCCGACUGCGUCGUCAAGGACUCGAGCUACACGUUCCCGGCGCUGACGUUGCCGACGCUGCCUCCGUCGACGACGACGACGACGGCGCCCGUGUCGGGCAGCUCGUCCGGUGCGCACAGCGUGUCCCAGCAGACGGCCUCGGAUGCGUCGAGCUUGCAGAGCGUCGGCGCGGUUGCUGUCGCCACCGCGGUCUUGACCUACCUUUUUAAAUGCUUCAAUCACAUGUGCCCGAGCUAG
Saprolegnia parasitica CBS 223.65 is the source of this 1314-nucleotide messenger RNA. RefSeq lists its product as hypothetical. Lineage: Eukaryota; Oomycota; Saprolegniomycetes; Saprolegniales; Saprolegniaceae. The transcript is spliced from 2 exons. Bases 1 to 1314 code for a protein of 437 amino acids. The record is from RefSeq and is a predicted model, not a curated record.